AUUACCAAUUAGUGAUUUUUACUUGAAAAUAAGAAAAAAAUAUUUUAUUUGUAAAAAUAAUUAAAAAUACAAAUAAUAUAAUAUAUUUAUGUUUAGUUACAAAUUCGAACCAAUUAAAAAAUAAAAAUUGAGCUAUAUUAUUAAAUGUAAAUAAUAAAAUAUGUAUAUUAAAUAUUUGGUGUAAUCACUCUACACCAAAUUUGGUGAGAUAAUGUAAUUUUUAGUGUUCUAUUGGAGAUGAACUUACACCAAAUCAGGUGUUUUGGUGUUUCAUUGGAGUAAAAAAUAUACAAUUACUGGAGGGGGCUGGUGGAGAUUACUCUCCCAGGAACGAGUCUCUAGGAGCUGAAAAAAAUGUUGCAGCACGAAGAACAAGGAUGUUGACAACACCUCUAGCUUUCCCUUUUUAUAAAGGUUUUUCAAAUUUAUUUCUUCACGCAACAUUCUCAACACUAAUAAUUUUCCCGAAGUAGCGUCAUCCACGCAACCUUUGAGCUUUGCAAAACCAGAUCCAGGUUCCCUUCGUGUUGAUCUCUCAACUUUAGCUUGCCUGCAAACGUUUUCAAGAACAACAAAGCAUCAACCAGUUUCUGUACACUAAAUUCACCGGAUCUGUUUCAAAUGACCGAGAGCUCACUCGGAGUCGAUGCAUAACUCCUCCAGUUAAACAUUGGUUUAAUCCUACCCCUCUAUAAGCUUUGGAGUAUGACGGGUUUACAUCUUACUAUGGCUAGACGUCUCACCACCGAAAGAAAAAAGGAAAAGGCUUAGCCACAUGAGCGAGUAGAGCCGCAUAUUAAGAGGAUUCGAUCUCCACCGCUGGAUACAUCAGCGUUGAUUGAAGAAAAUUCUCAUACUAUGAUUGGGAGACAGACAAAUCCGAGAGGACAACAGCUUUGUGCUCUCAUUCCAUCUCUACCUAGAAAACGGAACUCACAAGGAAGAGUGAUAGGGUCAGACUUGAGUAACAACUAUUUCUAGUUUAGAUUUAAGAAGGAAAAAGAUCUAUAGCGAGUUCUAGAGAACAUGUCUUACCAUUUUAGGUACUGGAUGGUAAUACUGGAGAGAUGAAAGCGUAUCAUAGCCGACAUGUUCCCUUCCUCCAUCCCUUUUUGGAUCAAGAUUAAAGGUCUACCGCUACAAUUCUGGCAUGAAAAUAUGAUCUGCAGGAUUGGAAAGGAACUAUGAACACUAGAAAAGCAUGAACUGACGAAAACAUCUGCGAGACUAAGGGUCUCGGUCAACAGCCUAAAACUACUGGUUAAAGAAACUAUAAUAGAGUUUGAUUCUGGUGAAGAGUGAAAAGUUACCUUGGUGUAUAAACGCCUGGAGAACCAUUGUUUAAACUUUUUGCUCCUCUCCCAUAAUCGUGAACAUUGCCCUUCACGCGUUUCUUAACAAAGUCCGAUGGUUUAUCCACAUGUGGAGAAAGAAACUGAGCAAGUGAUUCAAGCGACAAAGGAUAACAACUACCAUCAGUCAAGGAAGUAUUCACCUCUACGUGGACCUGACCACAUGGAGAAAGUAAGGAGCAGUAAAAACUGUAAGCAGAGGGUUGAUAGACAUAGUAGAUUCUUUGGGGAAAGAUUAAGUACAAUACACACAUGUAAUCCUCGACUGGUUUAGGAGCGACCCUUAACAAUUUCUACACAGAGAAGAAGGGGUGCAGAGAAGAAGGGUCGGUGAGGAAAAUGAGAAACAACCAUAGUAUAUAUCUCCCCCAUAUACGAAAAGUAGAAGACAUCACCCUUAUGAAUCUUUACAUAGGAGACAUCUGUUCUCUCAUAGAAAUAUGCGAGAAUGGAGGAUGAAGAUAAACUAUGGCACAAACCCAUAGGUCAACUCGUCAAACCUCAUCCCGCAGCAGAACCGAUCUGUGUCAAAUCUAGCACUAGCACAACAUGAAUCGACGGUAACUGAGAGGCAUCACCAAACGAAGGAACAAAUUCUGGAAGAUAUAAAUAAAGCUACGCAGCAAUACCUUAGCUGUGACGAUCCCACAUAAGCUGUAGCAAGGAGACUCAGAGUGCUUGCUAGUGAAACGCGAGGUCAAGUAGAGGAGUAUGUGGAGUCUAUGCUUGCAAUUACCAAUCCUACAGGACUGGUCACCCACCAAAUAACUCAGCAUAAUCAGACCCCACAACAUCAGACAAGGGAUCAAGUUAUGGAAGAUCUAAAUGAUGUUACCCUACAAUAUUUGAGCUGUGCUGAUCCUACUGAGGCAAAAGCUAGACAAUGCAGAGUACUUGAAGGGGAUGCCCAAGGUCAAAUGGAGGAAGUCGCAGCAGGAAUCCUAGCAGCAAACACAUUUGCCCCACUGGCCCCAGACACAUCUUUAGGUGUUGAAACGGUUGACCAAAGGAUCACGAGCCUCUCCUCUCAAAUGGUUUCAAGCCCUCAGGAGAGCCUCCAGCAAACCAGAACGAGGACAAGAUGGAACAACGAGAGGUGUCUGAUAGUGAUGUUCCACCACGAAGAAGAAGAUGACUUCUUAGCUCUCGAACAAUAAAUGUAAGCCCAAAUCUGUUGUUAGGUGCAAGCUCAAGGAAGAGGAAUAUCUCUAAUAAGAAAUUUUCACCUGCUAGAAAGAACUCCACGGAGUAGGCAACUUCAUAAAACCAAGCUGCCAUCGCAGGACCCUCUCAGAAAAGGAGAAACCCGCUUAUCCAACUGAUUCCUGCAACCACGAGGAUGAAAGAAGAUUUUCGGGUUGCUCCACCCCAGGCUCAUUAGUCAUAGCAAGUUGAAAUUGUUGCGGGUUGGAGAAUCCCACAACAGUCCAGCGGCUGAAGGAGAUCAAUAGAAGGAACAAACUUGAUAUUAUCUUCUUAAUGGAAACAAAGAAUCCAGAUGAGAAAACGCUAAAAGACCUACAAUUGAUAAAUCUAGAUAACUAUCAUACGAUGCCACCUAAAACACCAAGAGGAGACGGUCUUUUCUUAUUCUGGAAGAAGCAAAUAGAUCUCAUUGUGGUCUCAUCAAAUAAGAGCUAUAUAGAUAGACACAUAUCAAACAAAAGAAUUUCAUUUCACACCACCUUUGUCUAUGGAAAGCCUGAACAACCAAGAAGUAAUGAGAUGGUGCCCAUAUAGUUCAGGAAGCGCUAGUCCUCUGUAUCACCAACAAACAUAAUGAGAUGUUGAUAUAAAAUCCGACCAGUAAGGAGAUAAAGUAAACAACCUUCGCCAUUCAUCCGGACAAAGCUCCUGGUCCAGAAGAUUUUUCAGCUGCUUUCUUCUCGUCGAAUUGGGAUGUGACCGGCCCGGCCAUCAUCCAAGAGAUUCAUCAGUUAUUCUACGGGAUCCCUGUUAGUUUUCGUAAAUCAUACUUAUGUUAGAAUGAUUCCCAUGAACUUGGACGCAAAAAGAGUAGAGGACCACCGCCCGACAGCCUUAUGCAACAUAUAUUAUAAGAUCAUUUCAAAGUUGUUCUCACUACGACUGAAAAAGGUUCUCAACUAUCUUAUCUCAGAAAAUCAGUCAGCAUUCAUUCUGGGGAGAUCUAUCGGACAACGUCUUGAUUACACAUUAAGUUCUGCAGUACUUAAAGACAUCUAAAGCUACAAAAUAUUGUUAUAUGGCUGUGAAGACAGACAUGUCUAAGGCCUAUAAUAGGAUCGAGUGGAGCUUCGUGGAAGAAAUACUCGAGAGGUUUGCUUUUCACAGCAAAUGGAUUCGAUGGACUAUGGAAUGUUUAACUACAGUCUCCUACUCCUAUUUGAUCAAUGAUCAUGUCUAUGGGCUUGUACAUCCUAGCAGAGAAAUCAGACAGGGUGACCCCUUGUCCCCACAUCUAUUUAUAUUGAAGUUCUAUCCGGCUUAUGCAAGAACGCAGCAAAGGAGUGUACCUUACAGAGAAUUAGAGUUGCAUGAAGAUAUCCAAGAGUAAACCACUUCUUGUUCACCGACGACACGAUGUUCUUCUGCUCUGCAUCAUCAGAAUCCAGCUGGGUGUUGUUGAAAAUCCUCACACAAUAUGAAGCUGCCUCUGGUCAACAGAUAAGCAAGAGGAAAUCAGCUAUCACUUUUUCGAAAAGAACUCCCCCGACGAUGAAAGAAGAAAUUAAAUUAAUUCUUGGAAUUACUAAGGAAGGAGGAGAAGGAAAAUACCUUUGGAGCCCCUGAGCACUUUGGUCGUCGAAAGUGUGAUCUGGUUACAUCCAUUGUAGACAUAAUCCACCAACGAGCUGUUAGCUGGUCCACCAGAAGCCUAUCCAAAUCUGGUAAGAUGACGAUGCUAAAGGCAGUGCUCUCUGCUAUCCCAACCUACACAAUGUCAUAUUUUGAAUUCCCGAUUAGUAUAUAUAAAAGAAUACAAUCUGCCCUCAUAAGAAUCUGGUGGGAUGGUCCAAACAUCAAAAGGAAGAUGAGUUGGGUGGCAUGGGACAGACUAACCAAGUCAAAAGCUGAGGGAGGGCUUGGUUUCAGAGAUAUACAACUUUUUAAUCAAUCUUUGUUGGCAAAAAUUGCUUGGAAAAUUAUUACGGUACCAGAUUGUUUCCUAGCUAGAAUUCUAAAAGGUAAAUACUGCCACAAAUAGAGCUUUCUAGAAGUGGAACUAUCCUCGGUGUGCUCCCACGGAUGGAGGGGGUUACUACAUGGAAGAAACCUCCUAAAGGAAACUUAGGCAAGGGUAUUGGGAAUGGUCUGUCUACGUGAGUGUGGAAGGACUCAUGGAUCUCUCUAGAUGCACAUAAAAAACCGUAUGGACCUCUAUAGAAAGAAGCUUUAGACCUACGUAUGUCUGAUCUGCUUACUGAUGAUCUUAAGUGGAACAAGCAGAGAAUAGAAAAAAUUCUACCUGAGUUUGCUGACCAAAUUCAGUCUGAAACCAAGCUUAAGAGGAGCAGAAGACAAUUAUGUAUGGCAGCCUCUUCCUUCGGGGACCUAUUCAACUCGAUCGGGUUAUAACUCGAUGGCAACCAACAACCAAGAACGUAAUGGAAACAUACCUGAUGGGGAGUUCGAUUGUAUCAAGAACGUCUGGAAAAUCUCAUGCUCUCUCAAGAUGAAAGUCUUUAUCUGGUCGAUCAUCUAAAAUGCGUUGCCUUUGGGGGGAGAACCUACUGAGAAGAGGAAUCCACACAGAAGUUAAUUGUCCAAGAUGUAACGAGACUGAAUCACCUAUGCAUACUUUCUUUUUUUUUUUGUAUGUUUGCAAAGAAGGUCUGGGAGUGCAUCCCUCUAAAAGAAACAAUUCACAUAGUUGUCAUAGAUACUUUUAAAGCAGUGACGAAUCAACUUCGCACAGCGACCUCUCUACCAUCAACUGGAGUCCCAAAUACUAUUCUCCCGUGGGUAUGUUGGUUGAUUUGGAAGGACCGUAAUCUCCUGAUCUUUGAGGGUAAAAGCGCACACCAUGUAGAUCUCGCAUCAGAGGGUUUAGCGUUAGCAAGAGAAUGGAGUGAAGCCAAGGUUUGUACACCUCAAGGACAGAUACAUCACACAAUCUCACAGUUGAACAUGGUUAUGAGAGUACCUCAACCAGGUCUCCAGAUCUUUGUUUGCAAGACAUAUGCUGCAUGGGAUGCGUCUCGCUACAAAGUACGUCUCGCUUGGGUUCUAAGCGGAAUCUUCGAUCCGACAUGGCGAUAUGGAGCAUCAAUCCAGACCUUUGUAAACUAUCCACUGAUCGUCGAGGCUCUAGCAAUAAGGGAGAGACUUUUUAUGGCUGCAAAUCAAGGGAUCUCGAAUCUCUGGAUGUGCUCCGACAAUCUAACACUCAUCAGAGCUAUUAACAACAAAACAUAUAGGAAGGAUUUGCUGGGAAUCAUCAAGGAUAUUCACGAUCUAUCUUCUGUAUUUGUUUCUAUCGCGUUUUUUCAUAUCGCUAGAGAGGAAAACGAAAAGGCAGAUGCUUUAGCAAAAACCGUUCUCAGAAACUCUAUUCUGUAGUGGACUCUUUUUGGGCUGAACCGCGUUUGGACAUUUUUUUAAUCAAGUAUUUCAGUGACAAAAAAAAAAGUGUUUCAUUAGAGUUGGCCUUAGCAAGAGAAACUUUGAAUAAUAAAGGUUUUUCUUGUAAAUGCACCUUUCAUGUUUUUUUAGCAUAAUAUGAAAAUAUGAUUAGCUCAAUUAGUUUCAUCUAAAAGCUAAUUUUCAUUACUAUCAAAAAGUUAAUUGUAAUUUUUUAUAUUUUUAAUUAUUAAACUGUUCGAUCAGCUGUACGCAUCUUAGCAAUUCUACAUCAACUAGUUAAUCGAAUUAUCAAUGAAAUACAUUGAAUAUAAAUCUUAAUCACAUUAAUAAAUUUAAUAUAGUAAUAUACUGAGGUUGGACUGGGUAGUCAACUAAUUACAUAAAACGUGUUUAAAUCACAAAGAUACUGUCUUUUGUAAAUGAGGUAUAUAUAUUUUGAGCUUUUAAUAUAAAAAUUACGUACAACAUUAUAUAUAUUUUACCUUAAAAAUCCCAACAACCCACUUUAAUUCUUCUUUUUCCCACUAACUAAAAGAACCAUAAAAAGAAGUAAACACAAGUAUUCCUCCCAAAUUGCAUUAGACAAAUGUUGUGUUAAUUACAUGCAUGUUUUGAACUUUGCAUAUUGGUAUUCACGAACUAUUUAUACUACAAUUAUUAUGAAUAUUUUGAAGUUUUCAAAAAAUACUAUCUCAAGGGGCUAUAAGGGGACCAAUAUUAAAUCCAAAUUGUUGCCCGCAUAUCGCUCGAGGAUUGGUCUAUUUCAAGCAAUAUCUUGCUUGCCCACAUUAGAUAUGUUUGCAUGUGAAAAUCUAUCAUCAAACAUUCUUAAAAGAAUGUUUAGGCACUCAUAGACAUCAAGGUUAAUAAUUUUCACGAGUAAACUAUUUAAAUAAUUCUAUACGGUUUUAGACAGUUUUAGACGACUUUAAACGGUCAUACAAAACUGUUAACCAAUUUUCAGUGUAGGUCUUUAAAUUUCUAACUAUAUAUAUAAUUACAUUUAUUAUUUUUAGUUGCAUAGCAUAUGGUUAUAAUUUUUAUAUAUUGUUUAAUUUUUUUUUUUUGCAACUGGUUUUGUUUAAUAUUAACUGAAUGAAUGUUUUCUCUAAUUCUUAUUGUGGUUUAGCAUUCUUGAUUUUCCAGAUGUAUGUUCUUUGUUUUUUUUUCGCAUAUAUAUAUUUUGUCUUUAGGUUUGACAUUUCUAAAGUUUCUUUUGAUUUUUUUUGUGUAGCUUUAGUUAUAAAAUAUUAUAUUUUAUUACUGUGAACAACAGUAACAUGGGCUAUAAUAUAAAAUAUAUUUAGUACAUAUUUAGUUUAGAGAAUUUUUUUUUAGAUUGUCAUUUUUAGUUUAUUUUCACAAAAAUAGACUUUGAAGUAAGAAAAUGACAAAAAUAAAUUUUAUUGAAGAGUAAAUAUACAUUUAUGCCUUUGAGGUUAACUAAUCUAAGAUUUAGGGUUUAGAGUUAAGGGUUGGGUUUUGGGGAUGAAUUCAAAUAUUUAAAAAUUAAAAAUUAAAAUUAAAAUUAAAAUUUUCAAAAUAAAAACGUGAUAUUUUGGUCAUUUUAUUUUUUUAAACUAUUUUUGUGACAAAAAACUUAAAAAUGAUUACUCUUUAAUUUUUUGCUAUCUAGAUUUUGACUAAGCUUUCUAAACACUAAACCGCUGCGCCUAACCCUUUUUCAACACCGAUUAUAACUUGGAAAAGUAUGUUCUCAUUACAACUCGAUUGAAGUUUUGUAAUGAACAAAUACCUGUAGUCGGCUUAAUUCCACUGGUAAAACUAGAAAUCGUUUUCCAAAGCCAUUAAUCUAGUAUAACAACAAAACUAUUUAGUUAGCUAUUCCAGGCUUGUCACUGGUAAGUUUUAAUGCAAUGUGAUUACUAUAUAAGCUAACCAAUUAGUGAUCGGUCUUAACUUGAAUGAUUAUCGUAAAAAUGAUUAGUAAGUGAUGUUUUAGUAUUUGGUUCGAUCACGGUGUUAAUAGACUCCUAAAAUCAAAAUAAUGUGUUUCUCUCUCGACUAUUGUGAAAGCACACUAUCUUCCACUAGCUAGUCUUGCUUUAUUUCAUAAUAUACAUGUCUCAACUAUAUAACGGAUCUUAUUGAAUCUCUUUUUGGUCAAAAUUCGAAAAGAAACCUCAUGGCAAAAAGGACUUUAUUUUAUUCUCUACCUCAAUAUAUAUAUACACAUCUUUGUUACUUCGUAUAUGAGUAUUAAUUAGUAAUUUAGUUUAAACCACGUGGUAAAAGAAAUUUGUUCUUAACCCCACCAUGCAUAUCUUGUUUGGCCGAUAAAAGAAUUCACAAAAAUAACCAACGAGGAUAACAAGAGUGAUUAUUUAUGUUUAAUUUAGGUUACGUCUCAAACUCUUCAUUACAAACUAGCUAGGGCUUUGCUUGACCAAGUCCUCCGUUCGAUUCCUACCAAAAGCAGAGAGGAAACUAUAGGUCAAAUGUCCAACUUGUUCCUCGAUUACUAGGAAGAAGAUAACCAGGAUUUGCUGCAUCUUCCAUCUUUGAAUGGAUCUUCUCUAGCAUUUUAUAUUGUUAGCUGUACGACAUCUAUAAAUAAGUAUAUACGUAACCUAAAAUCACAGCAAUCAUCCAACGAGUAGAAAACACACCAAAGUAUACUUAAAAGCCUCGGUCAAUAGCAACACUAUAACAUACUUUAGUUUGCCACCGACCGAUCUCAUGUCUAACACAAAAUCCCAAAAACUCACUCUUAAUCGUGUAGCAUUAAGAAUAUUGAACACUCGUCUUUCGUUUUCUAAGCACAAUUACAAAGAAGACCUUAGUUAAAAGCUUUUCAAUAGUCGCCGUACCACCACUAUCUUCACACUUGUUUUAUAAAUGAGCCCCCUAGAAUUUCUUUGAUCUAAUAUUCACUUAGAUUUGUUUUCCCUAUAUACGCUUAGACCUUUUACCAUUAUCCAAUGUAUAAUGCUAUCUUUCUCUAAACUAGAGUAUCUCUAUGAGAGAGAUUAGAGAUGAAAUUUAUUCCAAUAUAUUCUCCUAUAGCAGCAAUAUUCUAAAUAUACAGUAAAAAUAAAAAUUGUUAUUUCCUCUUUUAAAUAUAGAGAAAAUACCAAUUUCUAUUUUUUUAAGAAAUAGCAAUAUAUUAAAAGAAAUUGCCAUUAUAUACUAUUAUAAAGCAAAAAUAAUAAUGAGUUGGAGUUGCUCUUACCUCUAAUUUUUGGCUUAUAUGAGCCGUAAUUUAAAAGACACGUAGUCAGAUGUGAAAAUUAUAAUGUGCAUUCAAUGAAAAUUGUUGUAUAGUUUGAGAUUUUGACAGGUGUGGUAAAAAAAUUAGAUAGCAGUGAUAUCUGGUUCUUUUAGAAAUUUGGGGAUAUACAUGAGUUUUGACGGCACGAUUCUGAAAAGAAAACACAGCAAAAUAAAAAGCUUAUCAUGCACGGGAAAAAAAAGUAAUUUAUCACAAGUUCGAAACAAAUGCAGAUAAUCAAGACAUGUUUUGUUAUAUGAUACUCGCACUCAUUUUCUACAAUUCGAAGUCAAAAGUGUCGUCUAGAGUUAAAACUAUUUCAUGCCAACGAAUGACUGGUUAAGGGUUGCUUUAUGCUAAAAAAAAUAAAUAUGUAGGUUAUUCCCGUCAUGAUUAAUAUCAACGAAAAAAUUAAGAAAAAGGCAAAGAUAAAGCUUAAGAAUUUGGGUGUACAUGAUAUAGCUAAUGAAUAUUGGAGCACUACUUUCUCUUUGUUUAGUGUAAUGAUCAUAGCUUCUAACAUCGUGUAAUCAAUGAAGCGAAGAAGGGUAUACUUAAGGUGGUGAGAGUCCAAAUCAUUGGGGAAUAAUAUUCUCAUAGGACCCAUGAAGCGAAACAAACCCCCAAAUAUAAACAUAAAUUAAUUGAGGCUACUCCAUUUGCAAGGAAAGUAUAUACUUUUAGAGAAAGAUUGAUGAAGGAAUAAUGCAAAUGAAGUUUUCUUUAAUACUGAUAUGGAGCUAAAGUGGCAAGGUUUUAGAGUUCUAAUGAUGUGGUUUGCAUUUUGCCUUACAUAUAUCCAACAAUAGUUGGAAUAUAAAGAUGACCAUAUCAUUGCAAAUGCAUCUUAACGUACUGUGUGUUUAUAAUAUUAGCUAUACUAGAAACUUCAUCAAAAAACUGCAAUGUAUACUAACUCUAGCUAAGAUCAAUCACUCUAUAUACACUCGUUAGAAUAAGAAACAAUGGGUUGUCAUAAUCGAUUUCUAUUUACUGUGAUUUUGACUAUUGUUGUUAAUAUUUGGUAUUUGGACGGAGUUAAUUUUGAUAUUUUCAUGAUACCACAAAUAAGAUACAUAUUUCUUCAAAACACGGUGUUUCAAGGAAAAACCAACAUUUAACCAAAUUUGAAAAUUAAGAUUGAAACAUCGAACACUGCAACGAUAUUUUAGAUAACAGACGAUUAAAAUUAUAAUCAGGAAAAAAGAGUUUGAAAGUAUGGAACACAUUUAAGUUAGCUAGCAUAAUGAUUAGACCGAUAAUACCAAAUUAAAACACGGAUUAUUUAUUGUUUUUAGUUGGAUUGGGCGAAGAAAUUGACAACAAGAAAGAGAUUUUCUUCUUUUCAUUUUUUUCUUAUUUGAAAUUGGUGAAAAUGAAAGCACAUAGGUUUACAUUCCAUUUAUACGGUUCUAGUAAGAAAUUGUAUCGCAUGACCGAAUAAAAUGCGCACCUUUCAUGCAAUAUUAUUACUCUUUUUUUAAUACUGGUUAAUUAUGCUAUUAUAAACUAUGAGAAAUAUUACAUACUUAUUUCUGUAUAUAUUCAAACCCAAAAUAAAAUAAAAUAUAUAUAUAUAUAUAUAUAUAUAUAUAUACUUUACAAAAAAAUCUAGAACGUGAAUGUACUGUAUAUGUUUUGGAAACUAGAAAAUAAAAUGUAACUUGUCUUUUUUGGGUAAAGUAACUUGUGUUUUUCGUCAAAGAAUUGUAAUUUGUCUUAAGUACUCAGUUAGCUAGAUAAUGAUAAGCUUCCCUCUCCUCGGAAUGUAAAUGAAUGAUGAAUCGUGAGGAUUUCCUACUUAAUGGUUGCAGGCAAGACAAUCCAUCUUCAAGAUUAAAAUAAAAUGAGAAACCAUCGUUAAUACUCACAAAUUCGUUUAUGCGAGACAAGAAUGUAAAACUAAAUCAGCAUGGAAAGAUGUAUCUUUACACUACGUGAAAUAAUCUGCUUUUCUAAAAAAAUAUGUUGACAAUGUUACUCCUUUGAAACUACAGUAUACUGCCAUGGCUCAUAUUAAUUCUUCCAAUUUGGAAUAGAAUGCAUAAAUCACUGUCUCGCAAGCAGUAAGGGUGCUUAAAGUCGCUGGUUUAGUAGCCGGAACAUCGUGAAAAAAUACUAUACGUAUAAAUUUGGAGAUUAAUAUGUCUUGUUCAAAAUAAUAAAGUUAUUCAGAAAGAGAUUAGGUAUAUGAGAUUGCAUAAAUAUGAAAUGAGACGAAAAAAACGCCUGUUAAUUUUAUAUGAAAAGGGCAUUUUGGUGUUGAUCGGAUCUAAAGCCUAAAGGAGAGAGGAGUUAUCAUUAAAGUAUUAAAGGAGAAGGGGAAAAAAGUAAAGAAAAAAGGUUAAAUCGAAGGGAUAAACAAAAGGCAAAAAUAAAGUGUGUGAAUUAUUUUCUUUGCCUUUUUCUUUCAAAUGUUAAUGCUUUUCUUCUUUUGCAUGGAAAGAAAUUAUUCAUCAUUACUCUCUCUUUCUUCUCUAAUCCCGAUGAAGCAUGAAUCUUUGAUCGAUUAACCUUUUCUUUGAAUUGAGUCUACAACUGAACCCACCGGAUCGAAAAGAAGGUUUGGAUGAGAAACUCCAAAGCAUAGAAAAUAUUUAAAUGGAGCAUUUUUUUUUUUUUGUCAACAAAUGGAGCAUUUAAAAGUAAAACUAUACGAGCAAGAAAGAACAUAUUCUUCAUGACCUUUUAAGUUUGAUAAAUAAACGAUUUUCCAGUGUUAAUGUACAAACAAUAUCAUGUUAAUAUGAAAUUCUUUGGAUAAAAUCAAAAUAACAUGUUCUUCAUGCCCUUUUAAGUUUGAUAAACAAACGGUAUUUGCCAACCCCAUAACGAAUGAUAUUCUACUUUCCUCUAUUAACCAAAAACUAUUACUUGCCUAUAAGGCAAAAGAGGAGUUCUGGCGACAGCAUAGUAGACAGAUGUGGCUAGCGGUUGGAGACAAGAAUACGAGCUACUUCUAUGCAUCUACAAAGAGUAGACGAGCAAAGAAUCGAGUGUCAGUAAUUGAGAACUCAGAGGGUAAUCCAGUAUACGAGAAAGGGAAGAUAGUUAAGGUUAUCUCAGAUUAUUUUCUUAACAUCUUUACCUCUACGUCUCCACAGAGCUUAGAUGUGGUGGAAAAGACACUUGCUCUGCAUAUCCAGUGAGCUUAAUGAUAGACUUACGGCCACUCCGAGCGACGAAGAAGUGAAAGACGCAAUGUUUUCAAUACAUUCCGACAAAGCCCCAAGCCCUGAUGGCUUUUCGGCGAGCUUCUUCCAGACCAACUGGGACACUUUAGGCCCUGCAAUAUCCAGAGAAAUCAGGUCUUUCUUCUCUACGGAAACUCUGCCUAAUACGAUAAAAAGAUCCAUGUCAGACUCAUUCCGAAGAUAGGGAGUCCUAUGAAGGUUUUAGAUUAUAGGCCGAUUGCCCUAUGUAAUGUUUACUACAAAACGAUCUCAAGACUCCUAUCUCUAAGGCUUAAACCAAUGCUAUAGGAGAUCAUUUCGGAAUUUCAAUCAGCUUUUGUUCCUCAGAGGGCAAUUUCGGACAACAUACUUAUUACAUACGAAGUUCUACAUUACCUCAAAAACUCAGAGGCGGAGAAACACUGCUUCAUGGCUGUCAAGCGGUCAUAAGCCUUAGUCCUUCAUUCGGCGAGUUUUUGAGAGACUGAGCUUUGAUGAUCGCUGGACCAACUGGGUGAUUGAGUGUAUCUCGACAGUCUCCUAUUCCUUUAUGUAGGACAACGAGGUGGUGGGGAGUGUGAUUCCGGAAAGGGGUAUCAGACAAGGGGACCCCCUCUAGCCCAAGACUAAAUCACCUACUCUUCGCUGAUGAUACUAUGUUCUUUACCAAGACUAAUGAUCAAUGUUGCUCUAUACUCUUACAAAUCCUAAGUUAGUAUGAACUAGCUUCGGGACAAAAGAUAAAUACAGAGAAAUCCUCUAUAUCUUUCUCAGCUAGAACUCUUCCUAUGGUGCGAGCUAGAGUCAAACUACAGUUAGGUAUUGAGAAAAAGGGGGGGGGGGGUUGGGAAGUACAUGGGCAUGCCUGAGCAUUUCAUUAGGAAGAAGAAAGAUCUUUUUGCUUCUAUAGUGGAUCGCAUUAGACAAAAGGCUCUGAGUUGGUCGUCUAAAUAUCUCUUUACUGCUGGGAAAAUAACUAUGCUACAAUCCGUUCUCUCCCCUAUCACUCAUGUGCUAUGUCCUGCUUCCAACUGCCAGUGGGCCUCUGCAAUCAAAUUCAAUUAGUUUGACUAGAUGUUGGUGGGAUAAUAGUAAUGGAGACAGAAAGAUCUGCUGGGUAGCAUGGGAUAAAUUAACUACCCCAAAGAACUUGGGAGGCUUAGGAUUUAGAGAUGUCCUGGCUAAGAUUGCUUGGAGAAUCCUAACAAAACCUCACUGCCUUCUCGCUCGCAUACUACUAGGAAAACAUUGCCACAGCCAAUCAUUUCUAAUGAUAACAUCUACUACUGACUCUUCACACGGGUGGAAGGAUAUCAUAUGGGGAAGAGACUUAUUGCUUAACCAUCUGAGUAAAUUUAUUGGUGAUGGAAAUUCUACUAGUGUUUGGAGAGAUACUUGGAUCAGUCCAAGAGACAAUCUGCGCCCUUUUGGACCCUCUACACUACAAGAUCAGGAUAUACUGGUAGCAGAUUUACUAUCACCGGAAACUAAAGAGUGGAACCUGACAAAACUCAACAUGUUGUUCCCUGAUCUAACACACAUUAUCCGACAAAUUAUACCAAGCAAGUUAGGGGCAGGAGAUGCUUACAUAUGGCCUCUGCAAAAGUCGGGAAUCUACUCCACAAAGGCAGAUUAUGCCUCGCAGGUCUUGGCUGCUGCUAGUUUUUCACCAGUCACAAAUGUAGCCACGUCAAUUGAGUGGAAGAAACUUGUCUGGACCCCUCGAUCACCAAAGUUAAAGUUUUUCCUCUGGAUAAUUCUUCACAUCGCUCUACCAACAGGAGAGAACCUCCAACGUAGAGGUAUGAGGGCAAACACGGUUUGUUGUCGUUGUGGAGCAGUGGAAACAACAACACAUCUAUUCUUCCAUUGACAAACCUCCGAAGAGGUAUGGGAGAGUAUCCCGUGGAGCUCUAGCUUUGACUCCUCCCUCGCUACGUCUUUGGCUGAUGAACUCUCCCUCUCACUUCGAAGGAUCAAUCUCCCUCCUAUCAGAAUCACGAUCAAUAUCUUGCCCUGGGUGUGUUGGGCUAUCUGGGUAAGCCGAAAUCGUCUUCUAAUUGAGAAUAGGGUCUCGACACCUUCUGACAUCAUCUGCAAGGCACUACAGGUGGCACAAGAAUGGGAGCUGGCUCAACCAAUUGCUACCAAUCAACAGGCUCCUUUUGCGACAAGGCCCCCAACUACAGAUCCAUCCAUCAACUUAGCCUCCGAUCUGGUCCUCUGCAACACAGAAGGGGCUUGGAAAGCCGAUUCCUUACAGGCAGGGAUGUGAUGGGUUUUCUUUGACGCUUCUUCAAACGAAAUCAAUAAAGGAAGGGGCUCUCGAGCCUUCGUCACAUCGGCGUGCAUGGUGGAGGGGAUCGCGAUUCGUGAUGCCCUCUUCCACGCCUCUUCCAUGGGUUUCACCUCAAUCUGGCUUCGAUCAGAUGCUCAAGCGCUAAUCAAAGCGAUCUUAAUGAAACGGGACCGACAUAACUCUAUGGCAUCUUGUCGGACAUCGAUUCACUUUCUUCAUCUUUCGCCCUUUACCGUUUUGGUUUCCUUCCUAGGUCCCAAAACGAGCUUGCUGACUCUAUUGCAAAAACCCACUUUGUAUUGGGCUGAGCCCUUGUGUAAGACUCUUCUAAAUUAAUGAAUUUUAGUUGCGCAAAAAAAAAAAAAAACGAUAUUCUUAGUUUCAAAAAAACAAACAAACGAUAUUUCAAUGUUAAUCAGUGAAAAGUAUACAAAACUAUCAUGUUAAUAUGAAAUUUUUAUAGGAUAAAAUCAAAAUAAAUUUAAAAUGGUACAAUCAUAAUGCGAACAAUGAAUUUGACACCCAAGACAAGCUGACUCAACUGGAAAGGAUCCAAAGCAUUUGUGCCAGAAGUACCUAGUUCGAGUAUAUUUGAUGACACGGGGAAGAGAUUAAACAAAUGGAUUUUGUCCUUGGAUUCAGGAAGAUUAGUUGGGUCUAAAGUCCAGACAACUUGGUAUACAAAAAUAAAACCUAUGAAUUUGACUAAAAUGUUUUUUUUUUAGAUUUAAGUUUUGAUGCAGAACUAUGUAGUUCUUACAAACAUCAAUCGGCAUAUAACCAUGCACACCAACAAACUACAAGAAUAUAGUGUUGAUCGAUCAAUACAUUUUUAAUAAUUCUUCCAAACAUCAAUCGACAUAAGCAUGCACACCAAACAAAUUACAAGAAUAUAAUUAAAAAUUCCUGAGCUUUGUCAGAAUUCAUGCAGUGGCUUUUACAGUUGAUUUGAUGUGCGAAAGCUUACCUAGAGACAGUUGAAUUAAACAUGCUCGUGUAUAGAUAGAUACAUGACGCUUCUAAUCUCAGACAGUGAUAGAUUCGAGGGAUGGAGAAAUCACCGUUUGUUUGUGUCUUUGCUCUUAGAUUCUUGUUUGUCUAAAUGAAUGAAAUUGUAUAGAUAAUUUUAACCAAACUAAGACAAAAGUGUAUUAGUGUAGCUGAAAUCUACUCAAAGUCUCAACUUCAGUUAAGAUAAUGAAUACUGGUGUUUAAUUAGUAUUUAAACAAAAGUGUUUAAGAAAUUGAUCUGCUCAUUAAUUAAUUGCGUACAUAAAUUGUUUUUAUGGCAUACUACUGUACAUAAAACAUUGACAUAUUAUUCCUUUUAAACUAAACUGCAGGGUGUAAUUUAAUUUGAUUGAAAAAAAUUAUUUGAUUGAGAUUAUUUUCACUAAUAUUCAUGAUGCUUCCAAUUUAUUCAAAUAUCUUAGAAGCUCUGAUUCAUAUGUUCAGGUAACUUUAUCCAUCCCAAAAAUAAUCGUAUGAGUAUUCAGAUGCUAGCUAAAGUGUGUAAAUGAUUGACGUGACUCAGAAAAGCAUGCCCUACGUAAAUAGUGAAUGUAUAGAUAGAAACAUUCCAAAGACCACAUACAAUAUAUAUAUACAAGCAGGCAUUAUGUACGGGUUUUUUGUUCAAAAAAUAUAUGUACGUUUUUAUUUGAAAGUUGUAUUUAUAUGUUUGUUGGUGAAUAGACAAGAUAUAUCCGACAUGAUCAAAUAAAUAAAGCAUACGAAAAACAAAAUAAAAGUAUUCAAAAAAUGAAAUUUCGAGCACAACAGAGUUGAUCUAUUUCUUCUAUGUUCCCCGCGUAAUUAAAUGUUUAAAAGUAUUAUUUUCAGUUUGAUGCUUAAAUUAUUUGUACGAACAUGUAUUUUCUCUGUAGUGACACUAAUCUCCAUCAAAAGAAAACACUAGAUAUAUUUUACUCAGAAAAAAAAGAAGAAAACACUAGAUAUAUAUCUUCAAAAUUAAUACUGUACCUGUUUUGAUCACUUCGACCUUUUUAGCUCAACCUAUUUUAUUUCUUGGAACCUAAUAAUUUUGCUAAUCCUGAACAAAGAAAAACGUUUUGUCCCAAACGCGAGGGUUUCUGAUACUUUUGAGGUAUUUUUUCAGUUAAAGACUGAUACAUAAAUAUCUUUAAAACAACAAUUUGAGGUAAACAAAUUGAAGUGUAAAGACAAGAUAACGGCUAAAUAGGCAUGAAUCUAAUUUGGUUACUAGGUUCUGGUAGAAAAAAACAUCUGGCUGUAACUUUGAGGCAAGAAAAAAAAAAGACUUUACAUGCCAUUUUAUUAAGUGUAAAAAGUGACCAUUGUAUUGUGUACAUUCCACUGUUGCGGUCAAAAAAGUUUCUACUCAUCAUCUUUUGCUUCAUUGGUUUUAUAAAGGAAUAAAAAUAACGUUUAUCCUUUUAUUUCUUUAUAAAUAAUUGUAUUUUGCAUCGUAUGAAGAAAAGUCUUGAUACGUAUCUUCGCUUUUGGUUUCUUUUGAAGUGUAGAAGCCAACGAGCACAAUCGUAGACUAUAGGCACUAGCACUAAUUAACAUAUGUAGUCUUAAUAUGUCUGUGAGCUCAAAUUCACACGAGAAGGAGAUUGUAUGAUUGUCUCAAAAUUAAGAAAAGAUUGUAUGAGUUUAUUGGAUUAUUAAAGCGUAAAUUGCAUAUAUGUGUUUCUCUUAAGCAUGUUUUUAUAUUUUUUCUUCUCAGAGCAAAUCAAAAUAGUUAUGAAAACUUCAAACGCACAUUAGUUAAUGAUUAUGUAUAUUUUGGCUAUUAAAAAGCAAAAUCUAUUUUUAGUAGCAGUAAAAUUAUAAGUAUUUUUUGUUAUCCACGAAUUCAGAUUUUUUUAUGUGUACAGACGUAAAUUUGGACAGAGCUACUAAUUCUUCUAGGAUGAAUUUAAAUUUAAUAUAAGAUCGAUACCACUUUUCAAAUUUACAAGAUAAUUAUUUUUACAAAUACUUUAAAUUUAUUAUAAAAUUAAAUUAACUCAUCUAAACUAUUUAAAAAUGUUUAAGAACAAUUUAUAAGACAUAUAUAGAAGUUCAUAAACCCAACUUCAUCUCUUAAAUACUAAACCGUAAACAUGUAGGUUUAGAGUUCAGUCAUUAUUGUUUAGGGUUUAGUAUUUAGAAAUGUAGUUAAGUUUAUAAAAUUAUAUAAAUAAUUCUUAAACAUUUAUAAAUUAUAUAGGAGGGUCAAUUUUUUUUCCAUAAUAAACUUAAGAUCAUUAUAAAAAUAGUUAUCAUUUAAAGGUAAAUUUGAAAAUUAGUAUAAAAUUUGAGGUAAAUUUAGAAUUCUCCCCAAGAAAAGUCAUAACCAAUAUUAGUACAUAAUAGCUCCAAAUAAUAAUUUAGGUAAAUCAGAUAAUAUAAUUAAAUAAUAAUAUAUUUAAAAUAAUUAUUUUUAUAAAAAUAUAGGGAAGAAAAAUGUAUUUACGAUACUAUUUUCCGUUUUUAUAAAACUCAGGCAAACGAAAUAUAAAAUAGUGAAUUUUAUGGAAUUUCUCUUUUUGAUCAUUAAACUCAAAAUUCGAAAAAUUAAAAAAUUGAUGGAAAACCACAAUAUAAUCAAAGAUUUAUACAUAGUGAAAAAGGAAUGAAAAUAUAUUUAUAAUAUUAUUUUCCAGAUUUCAAUUACUCAUGUGAAUAUGAUAUAUAAAAAAUAGUGAAUUUAGUUGAAAGUUUAUUUUUUUGUCAUCAACUCAAAAAAUUUGAAAAUAUAAAAAACAUUGAUGUAAAAAACACAGUAGAAAAUAAUACAUAGUCAAAUAUAGAUUUUAAAAUUGUUAUAAAAAAGAUAACAAUAUGAACCAAAAAAACCAAUAAAGUUUCGUAAAAAUAUAUGAUACAACCCAAAUACAUAAUAUAACAAAUUUCAUAAAUUUUCAGAUAUGUAAGGAAAUUCAUAUGAAUAAAAAAUAAGAUAAUUCAUUUACGAUAUUAUUUUAUACUACCUCCGUUUCAGAAGAUAGAUUCUCAGUGUUUUCACACAUAUUACGAAAACACAUUAAAUUACUAUAAUAAAGAAAUCACAUAAAAACUCUUAAAAUGUCACUUACUCACACUUUAAACUUUGAAGUUUUUUUUACAAAUACUUUUAACCUUCAAAGUGAUAUUUGUAUCACAAAAAAUCUCCAAAGUAAAAAAGUUGACCGGUGUACAAGUUAAAAAUGAUGUGUCAAAUUUUUUUAAAAAAUUAUGAAAAUUAAAUAAAAAAUGGAAAAUUUAAUAAAAACUCAUAAAAUUAAAUAAACAUUCAAAUGUUUUAAAACAAUCUUCAGAAAAUUAAAUCAAUAUUUAGAAAAUUAAAAACUAAAACUAAAAAUUCAAAAAAUAAAUAAAAUUAAACUAAAAUACAGAAAAACUAAAUAAAAAUUCAUAUAUUUAAAUUUUUAAAAAAAUUCAAAAAUCAAAAUAUUUUUAUUAUAAAUUACAAGAUUUAUUAAAAAAUAUCAUAUCAUCGUUUACAAUAAUAAUUUCAAAUAUAUCACUUUUGACAAUGAUGAUUUUUCACUUAACCAUUUACAAUGACGGUUUUUGGCAUAUUUCCAAUGAUAUUUUCCGACAUCAUUGUUAAAAAUGGCAAAAAACUAUUUUUUAACUUUUGAAUUUUCAAAUUUUUGAAUGAAAUUUAUGAUUUUUUAGUUUUUCUGUAUUUUAAUUUGGUCUUACUUAUUUUUUGAUUUUUUAGUUUUUUUUUUUAAUUUUCUAAAUAUUUCUUUAGUUUUCUGAACUUUUUUUUUCAAAAAAAAACUGGAUAUUUAUUUUUUAUUUUUAAAAUUUCUGAAUUUUAUUUAAUCUUUUGCUUAUUUUAUUAAUUUUUAUAUAAAAAGACUGAGACAACAUCUUUUUACCUGUACUACUGGUCAUAUUUUUACUUUAGAGGUUUUUUGUGAUACAAAUAUUACUUUGAAAGUUAAAAGUAUUAGUGAAAAAAAUUCAAGGUUUAAAGUGCUAGUAUGUGAUACUUUGAAGGUUUUUAUGCGAUUUUCCCUAUAAUAAAUGUAUAGCUUUCUGUAAUUCUCAAUUUCUUAUAAUUUUUAGCCAAUAGUAAUUCAGUAAAAUUAAUAAAUUUUCUUGAAGAUCAAAUUUUUUUCUUAAAAAUACAAAAAGUCUAUCUUUGUGAAACAAAUUUUCUUUUCUAAAAUAUCUAACUUAAUGAAACAGAGGAAGUACAUUUUAUCAAAAAGGAUCAAAGAAAAAAACAGUAAACUGACUUUUUUCCUUUAAAACGUAUACCCAAGCUAUCUGAAAUUAACAAGAUAUUGAUGCAAAAUCACAAACAAAAACUAAUAUAAAAUCGAAACCAAAUUAUUAAAAAUAUAGUUAGGAAAAUAAAUAUAAUAAGAUAUAAAAUAAAAAAUAAACGUAAGAAUAAAAAUAGAAAAGUUUACUUAGGAUAUAAACAAAAUAUCUUUUAUAUCCACAAAAUCUUGAACAUUUUUUAAAAAAAUUCAUAAAUUCGUAAAAUAAAUUUAAUACUGAUACAAAAAUAAAAAAGUAUAUAGUUUCACUGUCUGAAUGAAAGACACAAUAUAAAAUAACUUGACAAGGAACACAAAAAUAUAAAUGAAUUUAAAUGACCAAAAAACAAAACAAAAAGUCAAAAGAUCUACCAAAACAAAAAGAGAACAUAGUUUCAUUAAAACAAUCUCAGCUGAAUAAAAGCAUCAAUUGCAGGAAUAAUGAUUCACAUAUAAUAUACUCCCUCCGUUUCAAAAUGAUACAUGUUUUAACUUUUUCACACAGAUUAAUAAAACACAUUAAAUUUCAAUAUUAAAUGCAUAAUUUUCUGUGAUUAUUUAUUUCAUAUAAUUUUAAACCAAUAAGAAUUCAGAAAAUGCAAUUAAUUUUCUUAAAGUUUACAAUUAGUCAUUAUUAGUUGGUAAAAAAAUGCAUUGGAAAUACAAAAAAUUGUAUCAUUUUGAAACAAACAAUUUCUCUAGAAUAUGUAUCUUUUUAAAACAGAGGGAGUAUAACAUACUCCCUCCAUUCCUUUAUACAUGACGUUAUGGAAUUCUCACACAAACUAAGGUAACAAAUGCUAAAGUCUAUUUUGUCCUUUGUUGUUAUUGUGUGUGUGCUCUUAUCAACAUUAUUCGGUCAAACUUACCAGAAUAUAUAAGGGUAAAUAAAGUCUUUGUCAUUAUAUUAUGCAUAGAUUUUAGGAAAGCGUCAAGUAAUUUGACAUACAAAAAAAAAAUUAAAGCGUCAUAUAUAGAUGAACGGAUGGAGUAUCAUUUAUAAUAAAUUUAAAUAAAUUAAUGUUAAACAAAAUAUUUAAUUGAGAUAAAUUUCUGCUUAAAAUGCUGCCCAACCACUAAUUUAAGAUAAAAUAAUUAUUAAUCAUAACUUUAAGGGAAAAACUGUGGGGCUAAAACAUGAAAUUAACUUCUCAUAAAUUGAGUAGACUACCUGAAUUGAUGAAUACAAUCCUACUUACGAAAGAGAGUCAACGUCUCAAUCCCAAUUGAAUAUAUUUAGAACACAUAUAUAUUUUGGAUAAUGACACUUGAAUGAUUGAGCUUAAUAUAUAUAUAUAUUGAAGGAACGAGGGAAAAAACCUAGGAAGAGACCAAGAGGAAAUGUGAGAAUCAAUCUUUCUGCUCAAGUAGAAGGAUCCAAUCACAUGUGAAAUCAAAACCUCUGUCUUACGCAGAGGGUUUCAGCUCUCGUGAUCAGUGUGUAAUAUGGAGAGUAAUAGAGAGCAAUGUGACAAAUGUCGUCUUCUUCUUUUUCUUUAGCAUUUCUUGGGAGUUUGAACAAACGCGUGCCCUAUCAAGCUGACACAACAAUUUACCAAAAAAAACAGAAAGAUACUUCGCAUACACCAAAGCCUACACUUAGUGAAAUAUUCUCUCUCUCUCUCUCUCUCUCUCUCUCUCUCUCUCUCUCUCUCUCUCUCUCUCUCUCUCUCUCUCUCUCUCUCUCUCUCUCUCUCUCUCUCUCUCUCUCUCUCUCUCUCUCUCUCUCUCUCUCUCUCUCUCUACAUUAUUUCUCUUCUCUCUUUUUGUUGGCUCGGCUUUUGAAGCACCCAACAUGGAUUCUCUUUGCUAGUCUAAAACCCAUCACUUUGUAUCACACCUAAACAAAAUUCAACACAAAAAAAAGUAAAAGAUAGUAGAUUCUGUUUUCAUAUUAUCUUCAACAUGGUUUUUUAUUUUUCUAACUACUUCGAGUGGUGUAUUAGAUUGUUAGUAUAUAAAUAUAUCAAGCAUAUAGUUAUUAUCCUCGCUUAUGAUAUAACAAAAGUAUAUCAUUUUCAUAGUUCGGUCGUCAUGACUCAUAACUAGGCUGAUGAUGAGCAAAUGAAAGUAUUAUAUCCAUGCCGGCAGAUUUUACAUAUCAGAAUUAGAUAUGCAGAUUAAAAAAUGGUUAUGUUGUGAAGAUUUAUUUCAAGAUGUUGAGAAUAUAAUUCGAAUAUGAUUGGUUAAGACGACAGUGGAUACCAAAAGAAAAUCAAGAAGACAGUCGACAAUGGAGAGAAAGCCAAUUAAAUGCAUAGUCAGUUUUGUAAAUGAUUUGUAUUUUGGGUGGAAAUUCGAUAAGUGGGCCGUUAAUGAGAAUAUGAGAUGAUAUGCAAGACCAUAUAAUAAUAACUUUAAUGUACAUUGAUGUGUCUUUAUGUAUUGGUAAUAAUUUUUUUGUUGGGGGUACGAACGAUCAGUCUAUCUAUCGAGUCUUUUGGAGUGUAUUGCAUGGGGGAAGAGAGAAUAAUCUCACUUUUGGUGAUUAUUAAUUAGCGAAAAUACUGAAGAAUUAAAAAAAGGUAACUUUUUGAGCUUCCCACUCUGUUUCGUCAUCAUUGCAGAUGAGGUGUGAAUGGGCCACUCAGUCAACUUUUGUUUCAUUCCCUUAUUAUUGUGUAGGGUUUCUAGUAGGAAUGUCUCUUUGCUUUUGUUCCUAUGAGUAUUUUAAUUCAAUAUAAAUAUGUAUAUGUAUUAUCACUAUAUCCAUUAAUUUGUUCUACAUUGACUGGGCGGAUCAAAUGCAAAUUCGUAUACUUUUGUUACAAAUGAAAAUCAUGAUCAGUCUUUUGAACUUAUUCUCGUCGAUCCUGCAAGUUUGACUUAAUCUAAUAAGGAACAUAUUAUGAUAAUAACACAUAUGACAACAUAACACUAAUAAGUAAGCAUGUUAACUAACCCAGUAGUGGACAAAUAGUCUCGUCUUAAUAAAGGAUUGGCCAUGUCAGACUUUGAAUGUAUAUUCAUCGCUUUCCUUCAUUGUUGAUAGACGUCUUAAGCGAUGGUAAUAUUAUUAAAAAAUAUACGUAUUAGAUUUUAGACAUCAGUUUAAGUCUUGGUUAUAAGAAAAAAAAUUAUAAUUUCCGUAUUUACAAACUAAAAUUUAGGCUGGGUUAAAAGGCCCAUUUGGAAGGCCUGUGUUAAUAUACGGUGGAGUUGGGAGACAUCGGAAACAAUUUUGCUACUAUCCUAUUUGGAUUGCUUUUAUUCGUUUUGGGAUUUUGGGUAAUGUAUGUAAGGAGAAAUAGUGUUUCAUGAUUUAUUCUUCCUAGACUAUAAUACAACCAAGAACCGGCAAAAUCUCAAUCAAUAUAGACGCGUUGGACAGUCAAAUAGCUAAAUCACUUACUUGGGCAUGUAAAGUGGAUGAAACGAGUGUUGGACAAUCAAAUAGCUAAAUCUACUUCCCAAGAGUUUGAUUAUAUGCUGUGAAAGUCAAAUUUUAUGGAGAAGAAUCCAGACAAGAUGAUAGUAAUAUAGUUUUUCUGUUUUAUAAUAUAAGAGCAUCCGCAUUGGAAAUCUUUUCAUAUAAAUUUCUCACCAAGAAGUAAUAAUAUGUAAUUAUAAAGUAUCUUAAAAGUCUGAAAAAUUCAAAUUCAAUUUUUUUCUGGGUAUGAGACUCAUGGUAAAAUACUCUAGAUGUAGAUGGCCUAAAUUGUUUUAUAAGUAUUUUUGUUUCAAAACAUAAAUUAAUUUAUAUUUAUUGAAUAGUGUGUGAUCAGUUUUAUAAUUGGCUAUACUGAAUUUAAUAUAUUUAUUAAUUAAUUUUUCAGAAAGUAAUAAUUUUUUGUAAAAAAACAAGGAAUUUUAACUAAACAACUUAAUAUGAAACACAUGAAAGGGAGGGAAUACAUCAAACCCAUAUUUUUCUCUCACUUCACUCAGGUUCUGGUUGAUUCUACUUGAAUAUAAUACCAUUAUUAUCUUACGGAAACAUAAAUGGAGAAAGACCAUGAAAUGAUAUGCUAUGGCUACUACUACACUAAGGAAAUCAAAUACUAAUUUAUGUAUUUUUACAAUUCUGAGUAUGCAGGAAAUACUUAAGAAAAUACAAAGAGCUAAGCAUAAGCUUUCAGCAUUUCUAAAGAGUAUAAAACCAAAAAAUAAAAAAAACAUAUCUGAGAUUCAGAUCAACUCUGAGAUUCCAACUUCAAUCAAAUAUAAGAUGACAGGUACUUGACAACACUCAUUGACUAUCACAAGUUUCUCGUCAGCGUAUUAUGAAUUAGAGGUGAUAGUUAACUUUACUAAACUGUUUGCGCUUUUAAGAUGAAUGCCACAAAUUUCUUAAGGUGAUAUUCGAUCUGUCCUUCAAAAGAUCUAAGAACUCGAUAAUAUACAUUCAGGAACGGACUUGGGCGGGCACAUUAGGAAAUGAAUUAUACAUGUGGUUCCAGGCCUGCUCCAAAGUUUCUAAAAUAUUUUGAUACUAGGUGUUUGCUUAUAUUAUACGAAGAAAAAUAUAUUAUGUUGACAUUGUUAUAAUUUUUGAAAAAUAAUUUAAAUUUUAAAUUUUAAAUUUCAAAUAGUUGGAUAAUCAAAAAUUUCAGUAUAUAUUUUUAAAAGAUCUGUGAGAUUUAAAAUAGUUCAACAACGUAAACCUUAGUCAUUACAAAUAUUUUUCUUACAUUAAAGCAAUAUUAUGAUUAAUUCAGAUAAUUGGUUGUAAAAUUACUUUAUAUUUUAUUUUAACACUUGAAAAAACCGAAAAUUCUCUAAUUUUCAAAAAAUAAAAAAGAGAGUUUUUUUUUUGUGUAGAACCAAAUGCUUUUAUCAUAAAGAUAUUUUGCAAAUGUUUUUGUGUAGAUUUUAGAAAACAUAAAAAAUUCUAAUAAUUCUUUACCUACAAAUCUAAUUCUUUUAUAUAAGAAUAUAUAACCAUUAAAUUUAUUUCAAUAAAAAAAGUUGAAGUAUUUUAUUUAAUUAUAUAUAAAUAAUUGAUAAAGAAAAAAAAAUUGAUAAAACAUAUAUAUUAUUUCUCCAGUUCUACAAUUAGUUAUCAUAAAUCAUUAUUUGUAAUAUUACUUGUGUUAUUUAGUAAUUUAUAUUGAUUAGUUAUAUAAUUACCUUUAAUUUUUAGAUCUUAUUAAAAUAAAUAACUAAUAAACCUCAACAACCAAUCAAAUUAUAACUAUUUUUUAAAACUUAACCUAUCAACUAUACAUAAGAAAAAAAUCUAAGAACUCGAUAACAUACAUUCAGGAACGGACUUGGCCCUUGAGCGGGCACAUUAGGAAAUGAAUUAUAUAGUGUAUGCCGUGUUCGAAAACGCGCCGGAUUGCCCGCGUAAUCGGCCGGGUUUUUGCUGCUCGUGUGCUCACCGUGGCGAAAUGGAGCAGAUUGGCGUGCUUAGGCGGUGGAGCGAGUUUUUCCUAGUUAAUGGCGAAAUCCAAAAAAAUCGGCGCAUAAUAACUUAAAUCUGUGUAGUUUCAGUCCGAAAACAUGUUAAGUACUCACCUGAAUCUUUGAAAUCGAUAGUUAGUCUGGUUUUUCUGGCUAUAGAAAACAUGAAAAAUGAAAGACAUCGUGAAAAAUGGUGUGCCGGCGGCAGUUAGGGUUGCAGAAACAGAUUAAAGAGAUGGGGGCAAAAUCGUAAUUUUUGUUUAAUGAAAAAAAUGCGAAAAACAUAAGUUUCAGGAAUUGAACCCGGGUCUAACGCAUAAGUGGUGAAGAUCUUAACCACUAUACUACAAGAACAAUUUGAUUUUCCUACCAAAACAAAGAUAUAUUAGUAAAAUGCUUUAAAAUUACUCUCCGAAUAAUUCCCGUUUAAUCUUUAAUUUUUUAGUAAAUCGCUAGGCGUAGACCGACCGCCCGACUCACGGCUAGCGUAUUCUCGAACAUGUAUGUGGUUGCAGGCCUGUUCCGAAGUUUCUAAAAUAUUUUGAUAUUGGAUUGGGUAUCGGUUGAAAACACAGUGAACAAGCCCAUUACUUUUUAUUGGCAUACCCGAAACUUAAAUUGAGUCCUGGAAUAAGCUAUACUCGUACAUCGUCCGUUAUGGCCGUAUGAUACGCGAGUAUGCUUCGUUACUGCCUUAUUGGUCACAAAUUCAAUUUGGAGUAAUAAUUUUCGAUGCUCUGUCGUCUAGCGAAGACUUUAUAUGUACAAAACCCUAGAAGAAAAACAUGUAUAUACAUGUAUAUAUACUAGGCUUUACUAGCCAUGUGUUAUUUUGUCCUUUACCAUUGUCCAUUAUUUGAUCUUUACUUGUCGACAUUAUGAGUUCGUACUUCGUCAAUAAGUCCAAGUUGUAAACAACAUAUGGGGUCACAAAACAAUGAGAUGGUAAAAUUUUAUACUUCAUAAAUUAUGAGAUAUGAUGAGAACAAAAAAAGGGUAGACAAUUAGAAAAUUCAUUAUAAAUUUUAAUCUUAGAACAACUAAACUAAACGUAUAUAUGUGUUCUUUUAUGAUCUCGUCGCUUCCAUACAUACUCGCAAAACUCGAGCAUCUCUUAGCUCAUACUUCGGAUGAUACAGUAUAGAAAAAUGAAACUCAUAAUACACUUGUAGGUUUGCUGGUCUAUAGAAAAAAUCAAAGAAGCAAAAGUUUUCGACUUUCAUAAAUAUAUAUUAGUUUCGGACAUCAAUAUACAAAGUAUCAUUUAGUUUAGUGAUAUAAAUGUUGGUGUUUAUAUCUCAAUAACCUGGGUUCGAGCCUCAAGCUUGACACUUUUAACACUUUUUAAGAAUAGGACCCACCAAAAUGCGGACGUGUUGUCUCAAGAAAGAGUGAACUGUACUAUUAUAUUAAUCAAUGUAUAAAGUAUCCUUUAGCUUAGUGGCAUAAAUGUUGGUAUUUAUAUCUCAAUAACCUGGGUUCAAGCCACAAUGUCACCUCAGAAAGGAGGGAACUGUACUAUUAUAUUAUAUAGAUUACACUAGGGGCAUUGCCUCCGCGAUUACGCGGAGUUGUAGACAGAGUUCUUGUUUCAUCUCAAUAUUUGUUAGGGUUAUUGUAACUGUGAAUUUUGCAUUUUGGGUUGAUCAUUGUUUCUCAAGUUUUUUUUUUUUACAGUAAGAAAUUUACAGACUAAUGUUAACUCUGUAAACCAUAUUGGUAACUCCGCAUCCAUGUGAACGACAAAGGACAGUUUUUUUAUUGUUAUAGAAUUAGAGUUGUGAUGAUGAACUGUGUAUGCACUGUUCUCCACUCAUGAAAGACUAGAUUGUGUUAGUAAUGUGAUUGAUAUAGUUUGUGAUGUUGAUUUCUGUGUCAAUGAGACAUUGUUUGUUUGUCUUUUUAAUUUGUUACUUGUACUGUGGAGAUUACAUAAAUUAUAUUAAGGUUGUUGAGAGUACCUUUUGUUUCUGGAUAUUUUUUCUCCAGUUUAAUUGUGUAAGUUGUGUGUCUUAAGUAAUGAUUUUUUUUAUUCUUAUUAUAUUGGUUAUAUUUUUUUAAAAACUUGUUGUUUUUACUGAACCUUCAAAACAAAUACAUAAAGAUUUGUAGAAAUAACUAUAAAAUGAGUGAAAAUUAGUAUUUGGACCUUAAACGAAUAUAUGUAUUUCUCAUAAGAAGACAAUAGUAUUGACCUGUUGACAUUAAGCAUGUAAGCUAUUUUCAUAAGACAAGAGCAGUAAGAAGGUGGAGAUGUUGUUACCGCCUUUGUAUCUGUAGGGAUUGUCUCUUGUAUCUCCUGGUGUGGUUGUAGUUGUUUCUUUUUUAUUUGAUGAGUGAUAUAUAAACAAAAAUAAUUGUUAGUUGUAUUUAUCAGAGUUUGUAACUUACUAUGUUUUUUUGUUUAGGUAAUUUCAUUGAUCUUGGUUGUCGUCUUCGUCUUCCUCGUAAGCAUCUGCGAAAGUAAGUUUGUAAAUUGUUAAAUAUCUGGUCGUGUAGAUAUUGUGGGUUUUUUUAAGCUGUAAAAUAAAGAUAUGUGUAAAAUUAGAUUGAUAAGUAAGAGAGAUAAAUAGAUGAUCACAAAUCUUGGGUAGAAAAUAUUUUUGAUUAUUGAUAUUAGCACAAUAUAGACAGUAAUAUAAAGAGAACUAUGUGUUGAUUGUUUUUUACGGAUCAAUGAGGAGACAGAUAACGACUCGAAUUGUUUCUUUGGUGAAGUAAGAGCCCUGGACAAAACGGAUUUGCCCAACCACAUCUGCGAGUUUAAAUAUCAGUUAUGGUAUCGAAACAUAAUAUAAACCCAGAUGCAAUAUGAUAAUAUACCUGGGAGUUCUAGGUUUGUGUUCGCAAUCACUUGGAGAUUUCGAACGGUCUAAUCUUGACUGGAGAUUGAUCUUAGGAGCACCUGUGAUGACUUUAUCAAUAAUGGUUAGUGAGAUGAAAUGAACGAGGAAUGAAUGAUCAGUUAUCUUGUACAUGCUUGAGCAUAUAGCAAACUUAAAACAAUCGACUUUCACAAUGGAAUCUGUUUUCAAAGAUGGCAUGUAAUGAUUAGCACGUCCGACGGGAGUAAACCCAUGAAUCAUGGAAUCUGCAAAUGAUAUUACUCAACAAAGAAUUAGGAAAUCAAUUAAAACAAUUAUGUUAAAUAAGUGUGAUAGAUCGAAGAUUAACUUACAUUUUCAUCAAGGAGGAGAACUGUGAUUCCCACAAACUCCAUGUCUUUUUUGAAGUUCAGGGAAUCCCAGAAGUGGAGGAAGCCAGAGGCUAUGCUCUGACUACUACGACUAAGACGGUGAGACUCGAAUGUUGAGUGACGGACGCUGGGACGUCGGUUUGAGGAACUGGAGAGGCAGAGAGAAACAUUUUCUUGAAGAUGGUUAAAGCUAAGAUGAAUCAAUGAGUUUUGUAGAGAUGCAUAUUGGGUUCAUCAAAGAUGAGAAUCAUAUAUAUAUAUAUAUAUAUAUAUAUAUAUAUAUAUAUAUAUAUAUAUAUAUAGGGUUUACAGAGGGGUUACAAAUCAGGAACAUUUAUGAAGAGUUCACCGGUGAAAAAAUAGAUUACGAACAGACACACGGUGCAACUCUGUAACUCAGACUUGUUUGAGACAAUGAUGAAAAAAACCCAAACUCAUGUCAAACGAUAAUAAUUUACAAUAUGAAAAAACUAUAAUUGUUGCAAACUUAGGCUAUUUUCAUAUAAUGUGAUGAAUCUCAUUCAAAAAUGAAAACUCAUAGUACACUUGUAGGCCCGAUCUUCAGAGGAAACCGAAGAAGCAAGGACUUCCGACCUUCAUAAAUAUAUAUUAGGUUUGGUCAUCAAUGUACAAAGUAUCAUUUAGCUUAGUAGUAUAAAUAUUGGUAUUUAAAUCUCAAUAACCCGGAUUCGUACCAUGAGCUUGAAACUUUUUCACACUUUUUAAAAGUGGGAUCCACAAAACGUUGACGUGUCGUGCUGAGUAGUGAGAAAAACUCAACUAUUAUAAUAUAAAUUUCAGAUUUUGGUUCGUAGUUUAUUGUUAGUCUAAAACCAGUUCUAAAACCGGAACAGCAAAAUGAUGAGGUGAUAUUAAUGUGAAAGAAAAUUGAUGAUGUGUGAAUCUUUCUGAAGUUUUCAACUAAAGGCAGCCACUCUCGUAACAUAGGCGAUGAAAUCAAAGUAAAAGCUAACUGAGAGUCCGAGAACAUUGUUGUCUUGUAAGCUGGUGGGGUUGUACGUUAGACUAAAUAUGCAUUACUACAUUAAAACCCUAUUUAAUGUAAUUGUCUUAGCAUUACGAACACAGGAGCCCCGCCAUUAACGUAAUCAUUUUUGCUUCUACCUUUUGUUUGCUCUUUAAUGUACACUUUUAGCUUACAUUUUUUUCCUUUUGAUUUCACUUGUACUCUGUUUAUCCAGCACGCACGGGUGGUUUCCACAUUUAAAUCGUUGCAGUAUGUAGUAAUUUUGACUCAACAAAGAAAAAUUGUAUUAUUGUUGACUUGUUUAACAAAAAAAAGUCAAGUUAGCUCUCUUAUAUUUAUAGCUGCUAUAGAAAAAAACAUGUGAACAUGUCUCGUAUUAUCAAAACUGGUUUUAGACUAACAAUAAACUACGAACCAAAAUCUGAAAUGUAAUAUAGUUAAUUCAAAUAUUAUAUAUAAUAUACAUUAUGACUGUUUAAUUAUCUGAUUUAUCUGUAAAUUUAUGUUUUUUUUGCUGGCCAACUUUCGAAACUUUAGGUUUGGAAACUGAUCUGUGACAAGAAAAAGGGUUUGGAAACUGACUAAGAAAAAGAACAGAGUUUUGGUGAAAACGCUAUUGUACAUGUAGCCAUGGGCAUUUGGUUCGGUUUUGGGUAGAAACCAUUCGGUUCUAGGUAUAUCGGAUAAAUCAUCCUUAUACAUAAUAGAUAUUUACGAUAUUUGGGUUCGGUUUCAGUCCGGUCUUGGUUCGAUUUCAAAUACCCGUUUAAUGUAUGAAUCAAUAUAUAUAUACAAAAUAUAUUAGUUAACAUAUUAAUAUAAGCGGUCUAAUGGUUACACACUUGUAUAUUCAUCGGUCUAAUCAGAAUUCCAAUCACUAAAUUAGUACUUUUAUAAGUAUUUACUGUACUCUAAUAUAAAAAUAUUAUAUCUAUAUGUAUAAUAUAAGAGUGAAUGUAAAAGAUAACGUGGACUGAUGUAACAAUGUUUUCACUCUUCUUGUCCAACUCGGAUUUGUGUGGAGCUAUGACAUUUUAUCUUAUAUUAAAAAACUGAAAUUUAUUUUUUUGGAUAUUUGGAUAUCCAUUCGGUUUUCGGUUAAGUUCUGUUUUUUUUGCCCAGAGCUAUGUACAUGCAUUCGAGUAAAUCAAAAUUACUCAAAGAAAGGAUUAAUUAAAUGUCAAGAAUAAAGUAUAUCCUUUUCUUAGCUAAUUUUUACUCAAUUUGUCAAUUACUUUUCUUCAGAAAUAAAUGACCACAAUCUGACACAUAACUGAGUCAGCAAAUGUAUCAUUGUAGUAAAACAGUAAAUAUAUAGACUAACGCAGUAACAACUAAAAUAGAGUAAAGUAAUUAAACGGCUACAAAAGCAAAGCCGGUUUUUCCUCCUCUUUUCUUUAUAAAGUCCUGUUCAUGCACUAACCAGAAACCCCAUCGAUCUUUGAGACAUUGAAAGUAUACUUCAAAUUUACUUCAAAAGAAAAACUCAAGAAGUUUUUGAGAAACAGAGCACAGAUAUUUCUCAGAUCAACCAAACAAAAAUCUACAAAGACUAGAAGCUCCCUAAGAAAGAAGAAAGAGAGAAGAAUCAGAUCUGAGGAUAAACACAAUGUGUCUGCUGUGUUUAUGCGAUGAAGAAGAGACAGAGUUAGGGAGACAACAAGCACCUGGAUCAUGUCCGUAUUGUGGAGGUAAAGUGCAGAUGCUUGAUGUCGAAAGAAAAUGGAUGUUUUGUUUCGUUCCUCUUUGUUUCAAGAUCAAGAGGAAGUAUCUUUGUUCUUCUUGCGAUCGUCGUCUCGUUUUGUAUCAUUAAAAUAAAAUAUAUUAUUGAUUGUUUUAAUGAUAAUUAAAGUCCAUUAAUUAGCGUUUUAAUCAAGAAAACUAGAUUUUGAUCCGCGCUUAGAAAGCGCGGAUUUAUUUUUAUAAUUAAAUCCCUUUUAUUUUGUAUAAAUUUUUAUAUAAGAUAGUGUAUAAAAAUGAAAAAAAACAAACCGAGCCAUACGGAAUCAAAAAACCAUAACAAAAAUUGAACCAAAUCUCAUAAAUAACCAAGUGAAACCCAUAUAUGUGAAACCAAAAAAAUGAUACUGAACCGAAAAUCGAAUGGAUGUCCAACAAUAAGUACAAAUUAUCUACCUACAAAUAUUAAUUAUAUUUAAUUUCUAAAUAACCAAAUAUCGCAAAAAUACUAUUUAUAAACCGAAUAACCAAAAAUUAAUUACCCAGAUUUUUAAUAUGAAAUAAUAAUAAAAAUUAAAUUAUUUAAUAUUUUUAUUCGAACAAUCCGAAUUACUCAUAUUUAAGCUGAAAACCUAUAAUUAUCUGAAUUUUUCCUAUAAAUCUGAAAUAACCCAAAAACAAUGAUCAAACCGGAACCAAAUGUAUUGGACCAGUAUUUCUUUGAAUAUUAGUUGGUCUCAAACUUUGCUACUCAAACUGAACAAAAUAGUGAUUAUUGUUUUAUAUUUAACAUAUGUAUAUUAGUUGUGUCAUAGCUGACGAUGCAUAUUCAUAUAAAAUGAUGAUUAUGAUUUCUUUAGGAUGUUAGUUCAAACCGAUGUAUAAAUUAUUAUAAUAUGGGGCUAGUCUAAAUGAUAUAAUUGAUACAUAAAUCACGAGAAAAAAACAUUUCAGUUAAUAGAAUUUAUCAGCUAAGAAAAUGGUCUAUGAAUGUGUAGUCGAUUAACUUAUCCUACGGGAUACGACAUCAAAAUAAAAAUAAAUAUGAUUACUAAAAGUUGGAAGUCAUUUAUUGUCUUAUCACAUUUUCGAUUUUGUUUACGUAAGUUUCCGGAAUAUUAGUAACUAACUUUGGUUGAUCUAUAGUAAUAGGGUUAAGUUAUUAAUAUUGGUCGCAUAUAAUAGGUCAAAUCUAAUUAAUAGGUGCAACAACUUUUUUAAGUAGAUUUCUCAAGACUGCUUCCCUUUUAAUAGAAUAGAUAUUCUUAGUAUUAUCGAUGUCAUGCAAGACACUGGUCUUUUAUAAGUUAGAACUCUUUUGAUAUAAUGUACUUUUUUCGAGUGUCUUCUUACGCCGGUCCAAAGUUAAUAUUUAUGUGAUGGUUAUUUUAAAAUCUAAUGACGAAUCUCAAGUUUGGUGGGGUGUAAGUGUAACUAGUUGUGGCAAUUUCUUUCUUUAUAUCUAUCAUCAAGGAUCAAAUGUUCGGAUCGUCACUGUAUAUUAUAUAUGGUCUCUAGUCUCUACGAUCUUUGCAAUUCCAUUUUUAUUUUCAGCAGUGUAAUUCAUAGAAAUAACAAAUAAUUUUGCAUGCAAGUACGAGUGUCAAACCGGCCUGAUCUCAAUUCGAUAAAGUUUUUGGAUCGGUCCAGUUAGUUUUUAUCGCCUGAAAAGUACAAAUCAAGAUAAGAUAAAACAAGAUCGAUCAGCAAACACAGACUUAAAUUUGAAUUUGACUUAAGUUUAUAUUAUGGUGUUCUGGUAGUGGUAGGCUGGUAGCUAUAUUCGUUAUGUUAACAGGUUAUUAUCUCAAACAAUUCAUCAUUUGCACAUCAAUUUGUUCAAUGAUCAUUUAUAGCAUCAGCUAAUUUGAACAAAUAUACUUAGCAUUAAACAUUUGUAAUAUAAACGUCAGAAUGUAAAUUUGUAAUGAUGGUAAAUGUUUGACAUUACUCGAACGUACCAGCAAUGUUUUACUGUAAAAUAUGCUAAUGAAACCUUUAAUUUAAAGUGAUAUCAUUCAAUCAAAGCUUUAAUUUAAAGCUAAACCAAAUUUUAGCCAAAAAAAAAAACCUUUAAUUUAAAGUGAUAUCAUUCAAUCAAAGCUAAAUAUUCCAGCCCAGGCAAAGUCGGGCAUAACUAAAUGUCUAGUCGAAUGGAUUCCUUGUUCUCUUUUUUUUUUGGAAUCCUUGUUCUUAAGUGAAUGGUUGGAAUGCCUAGUUUUUCUUCAAAAAAAAGGCCUAGUUUUAAAUACUAAAUAUUUAAACCAAUUAAACAGUAUACAAUACCGAUCAUGGACAAAGUUUUGAACUUCUAAGAUCAUCUCCAAAAAGAAUUUUUAUUUUGAAGGUCUUAAAAUUCUAUAUUUAAAAUUUCAAGGUAUUUUUCUAAAAACAAAACUUAAAUUUUAAUUUCAAAGUUACUUGUAUUUACACUAUGAUUUUUAUAUUUAUCAUAAUUAAUGUAAGUCUACACAACUUUUAUAAAUAGCUAGCACAUAUAUAAAAAUAUUAUAGAAAUAUUAAUUAAUAAGAUGUUAUACUAAAAUAUAAAAUUAGAAAUCAAAAUACAUAAUUAAAUAUUAAACUACAAAAAAAAUACCACAUUAUUCCAUAAAAUUAUUUUUAAAAUGUUCUUUCUUCGAUUACACAAAAUUUGUUUGGACAAUAUUUUGGAACAAUAAUUUGGAGAUUUUGGAUGUUCCAGAACCAAUUUACCAGACUAUUAAUGUUGUUGUAAUAUUUAAUUUUGUAUAAUAAUUAUUUUUUCAUGUAUCUUUUAAAAAAGUUUUCUUAUUCAGUUUCUUUUGUAAUAUUUUUAUUGUCUAAUUUUAGUUUUAAAAUAUUCUAAAUUUUAUGUAUUUUUUAUUUAGUUUUAUGUGUAAAAAUUGAAUUUAUAAAAAAAUUGAAAUUUAUGUGAUAUAAAAAUUUUAAGGAUUAAAAUGAUAAACGAAAAAUACUUAAGAAUAAUAAAUGUAAUGUGUAAUUAAUUGUAAGGACCACAUUGCAAAUAAAAAGAUGAAAUUUCAAAUUUGAAACUUUGAGUAGUGAAACUUCGAAUAUAAAGUUUCAUUUCUCGAAACACUAAAUUUAAAAUUUAAUUUUUGGAGAG
Messenger RNA from Brassica rapa (field mustard), 34193 nucleotides. RefSeq lists its product as uncharacterized. The record is from RefSeq and is a predicted model, not a curated record. NCBI's taxonomy places the organism in Eukaryota, Viridiplantae, Streptophyta, Magnoliopsida, Brassicales, Brassicaceae.